Ruditapes philippinarum (Manila clam) is the source of this 1210-nucleotide messenger RNA. RefSeq lists its product as uncharacterized. Lineage: Eukaryota; Metazoa; Mollusca; Bivalvia; Venerida; Veneridae. The transcript has 6 exons. The annotation marks the transcript as partial. The record is from RefSeq and is a predicted model, not a curated record.
UGUCAAUAGUUAUCGAGGGUGGAAUAGGAAUAUUUGAUAUUGUUGGAUUCGAUCAAUCCUUAAUAGUUAUCAAACAAGUUCUACAUGAUGUGUAUGGUUUAUGCCAAGAUGGAAUGAUAAUACGAGCUACGGCACAUGGACGAUCGACUACCGCCUUGGAUAUAGAAAUGGCCCCCUACCCUUUGAGAGCAAAGAAUCUGCAAGAGCUGAUACGUGUUGUUAACGAAGUAGGCUUUAUAAAGGAAUUUGGUUUUACUGUAGGGAUACUCAAGGACUCACUUGUCAUGAGAUAUCUAGAUACUGGGAGACCUCUACCGCGAUUAAUUGAAUCAAGUUGCUUCGGAUGCAAGAACGAUAUGGUGUGGUGUUUGCUACCAGACAUUUCACUGUGUCUCCUGAAGGCACAAUGUAUCGGGCAAACGGUCACGUAUCCUAGAUUUGCAAACGACACUGAUUUAGUACGUGUGAGUUUCCUUUUUGAAAGUGAUGUUAAUGACGUCGUCAUAAACCACGAAUUUAUUAAGGACAUAAGAGGGCAAUUUGUUCGUCAACUUAAUUGUUCGUUAGAGCACCUGGACAAUAUAAAAAUGGUUUAUUCAGAUUUCCACGUAUAUGAGAUAAGACUGGACGUUUUUAAACAGACAGGGAUGGAACCAGAGCAAGAAUUUGAUACCAGAGAAGCUAUAACCGAUCUCGAAAAUCUUGUGUAUCGACUACAUGUAUUAGCUGACACUGGAAAACUCAGCAUUAUUACCGAAAACGUAAACAUGACGUCCAUGAUUCAAAGCGUGGUGUACAGACAAUUAAUCUCUGGCUAUAUGAAAUCAGACAGAAAAACAAAACAGAUUGUAGGCGACCGAUUUGUCCUUUCAAGUCUUUUGCCAUUAGGAGUAGUACUGUUCAUUUUAGUUUGGUUAGUUGCCGUGGCAAAAGUUCAUCAGCGUUACAGAAAAACGUUGAAAAGAAUGUGACUGCAAAUUUGAAGUUUUUUUUUUAUAAAGUUUACAUUCAACUUUGUUGAUACGUAGAGGUUUUUUAUAGGGAAAAGAACGUUGGAAUGACUGUGAACGUAAAUCUAAAAAAAUAUUUCAUAAAGUUUACAUUUAACUUACAUGUGUUUUAUAGAGAAACGUUGAAAAAAUGUGAACGCAAAUCUAAAGAAAAUAUUUUAUGAAGUUUACAUUAAACUUCAUUGAUACUUAGAUGUGUU